This is a messenger RNA of Ilyonectria robusta, 1032 nucleotides long. RefSeq lists its product as uncharacterized. The transcript is spliced from 3 exons. NCBI's taxonomy places the organism in Eukaryota, Fungi, Ascomycota, Sordariomycetes, Hypocreales, Nectriaceae. The record is from RefSeq and is a predicted model, not a curated record. Bases 1 to 1032 code for a protein of 343 amino acids.
AUGGCUGCCACCGAAGGUCCCCUGGUGCACACCUUUGCCCCUCGCUUCGAGGCCAAGGACUUGGUCGAGUUCGACGAGAGCGCCAUCUACGGAGACUGGCGCGACGAGUUCCACAAGAACGGCUGCGUCGUCAUCAAGAAUGUCAUCAGCAAGCAGCGCGCUCAGUACUACUGCGACAAGCAGAUCCAGUGGAUGAAGAACUUUGAGCUGGGCUUCGACGAGAAGGAUCCCAAGACCUGGACUGCCGAGCACCUCCCUGUGAGCUUCAAGGGCGGCAUGUACUUCGCCUAUGGCUCUCCUCACGAGAAGAUGGCCUGGGAGGCUCGCACUGAGCCCGCCGUCAUCUCCGUCUUCGAGAAGCUCUGGGGAACCAAGGAGCUCAUUAGUUCCUUUGACGGCAUGAACAUUUCCAUGCCGAACCGAACGGACAUUACCUGGAGCCCCUGGCCCCAUACCGACCAGAAUCCUCAACGCAAGGGUAUGCAAGCCGUGCAGGGCCUCCUCAACUACGCUCCCAACGGCCCCAAGGACGGCGGCCUCAUGCUGAUGAAGGGCUCCUCCAAGCUCUUCAAUGAGUUCUUCGCGCACAAGCGCGAGUCGGCUGACCACGAGGAUGCACCUCCGCCGGAGCUCGAGUUCAUGGACCUCUUCCUCUUCAGCGAGAAGGACCUCAAGUGGUUCGAGGCCCGCGGGUGCGAGAUGGUCAAGAUCAACAUGGAGCCCGGCGACUUUGUGCUCUGGGACUCGCGCACCAUCCACUACGCGCGCUUCCCCGAGGGCGAGCAGAUCCGCCACGUACAGUACAUCUGCAUGACGCCUCGCGUCUUCGCCGAGGAGGAGGCGCUCGAGGCCAAGAAGUACUGCUUCGAGAACUACAUUGGCACCACCCACUGGCCGCACUGCAACAUUCGCCCGGCGCAGGAGAAGCCAAUGCGGAAUGGCGAGGUCUGCCCCAAGUACAGGACCGAGCCAUUUGAGAAGCCCGAGGUGACGGAUACGGUACUCAAGCUUGCUGGUGUGAAGCCGUAUUAG